Molecule: messenger RNA, 390 nt
Organism: Parnassius mnemosyne (clouded apollo)
Lineage: Eukaryota; Metazoa; Arthropoda; Insecta; Lepidoptera; Papilionidae
Source: the annotation of a GenBank genome assembly
AUGCUACUGGAUACUGAUGUGACUCACCAGGCAAAGUGCGGACAAAAUGCUACUGGUGACGCAUCAACUGGUCAGCGUGUACAGCUUGAGAUUGAAACCUGGAACGUGAUUCCAUUACACAAAAAAGGAUCAACGAGAAUAUGUGGGAAUGACCGCACGGUGGUUCUGAUAUCUCAUGCUAGCAAGAUAAUACUGUAUAUACUCAAUAGUACAUUGCAAUCCUAUCUACAGUGGCAAAUACCCAGUGAACAGGCGGGAUUUGUUAAAGGACGGGGCACAAGAGAACAGAUCGUGAAUGUGAGGCAAAUAAUUGAGAAAAACCGGGAGUUCAAUACAUCUGUGUUCAUGUGCUUCAUUGACUACUCUAAAGCAUUUGACUGCGUAAGAUGA